AAGCACACUGUCCUGGGCACACCUCAGCUAUCUGGGCUGUCUGUCGAGGACAGUCAAUUAGUUGUAAGUGAGAGAGAAGAGGAUGUAGUGAUCUUGUCAUGCCAUUGAGUUGUUAAGACUCACUCUGGGUGGGUGAGAACCCUGUACCUGCCAGCUUUAUGUCCAAUGGCUUAACCACGACACCACCGAAGCUGGUCAUAAUUUUUUAAUAAAGUUAUCCUUUAAAAACUAUUAAACAAUUUUUGACAUCCAAAUGGUCAUCAGUUACUAGAUCUGAGAUGCACACAAUUUUCUCAAUGUUACACCGCAGACAGUUAGUCCCAUCAUUUUCUGUGGUUUAUUCAUGAUGUAAAACUUAUAUUUUGAUGACUAUUUUAGAAGAAACACUACAGGAAGACACUGAAUAUACCUGUUCAUGACACGAGAGUUAGCCAGCACUGGAUGCAGAUGUCACAGUAGGGACAGGACAUAAGCCUGUUCAUGACACAAGAGUUAGCCAGCACUGGAUGCAGAUGUCACAGUAGGGACAGGACAUAAGCCUGUUCAUGACACAAGAGUUAGCCAGCACUGGAUGCAGAUGUCACAGUAGGGACAGGACAUAAGCCCAAUGUUUUUUUCAGAUCAGUGAACCAUGAAAACUCCAAUAGAUGAUGCAGUUUGAUGGCCAAUCAGUAUGUCAGCGCAGUAUGAUGAGGAUAUUUACGACAACCCAUUUUUUGUGGCCUUGCAGACCCAGUUUGGUGAUAUUCUCAAAAAGGCAGCACAAAAUGGCUGGAUCGUUUGUGUGCCCCAGUUUCGUGUUGCCAGUGGUUACAAGGUGACCUCUAAUGAUGCCGAGGACCAUGUCCUCAUGCCCAAACAGUCCUCCAAAGAAGAUGGUCAGUCAGACGAGAUGGACACUUUCCAGUCUUUGUCUGCCAAGGAAGUUGGUUUUGUUGGUGGUAAGCUUAAAACGGGAAAAGGCUUUGAAAUCCAACAGCAGGUUACUAUUCUGUUUGAAGAGACGUUCUGUGACGACAAUGACGAGAGUUAUCGUGUGAUCUGCCUGGAGCAUUUUCUUAAUGCUCCUCCAGGACCUGAAGUAAAAGAAGAGACACAGCCCACCCUCCAUGUGAUGAACUAUGAACAGUGUUUAGAUCUUCUAUGGAACCACCCUGGAGGUUUGAAAACUCGGGAUAACGUUGACAAGGUUCUUGGCACGUUUUCCGCAUCCUACGAUGGAUUGGAGGCAGAAGGUCUUCGCGCUCUUGUUGAUGUUGCAACAACACAAUUUACAAAAAUCAUGCAGAUUCUUUUAAAGGAUUCAUUUGUGAAACGGGCUGCACGACACAGUAAAGUUUACAUGGACAAUCUCAAAAUGGCUGUAGAAAUGUAUCUGAUGAGUGCUGUACACAAGAAUCUUUUCCGAGUGAUCGCCACUGUCAUGUCUAGUUCGGACGCAGAGUUAAACAAAACCACGAGGAACUUAGCACAGCUUCAGCUACAUGAUCUGGGGGUCAGGGAAAUAUUCAGCCAAAAUAUAAAACCUGCUAAAAAGGAGCUUGCGAAAUUGAACAGUUACAGUACUCCACUUGGAAGACUACUGUGCAUUAAGAGAGUUACCUCCCUUCUCUCCAGAUCACCAUCCACAGCUAGCCAUUCAGCAGCGAUGAUGACCACCGAUGACUUUCUGCCAUUACUCAUCUUCCUUAUCAUCAAAUCUGAGAUUCCCAACUGGAAUGCCAGUCUGGUGUAUAUGAGUCAGUUUCGUUUUUCAAAGUGUCAUUUUGAGGAUGAGUUUGGGUAUUACCUGGCAUCAAUAGAAGCAGCUCUAGAGCACAUAAUAAGUGGAGAAAUUCGGGAGGAAAUUAGUGGCAAAGACAAACUACAGGGUUUCGGAUGGACUCCUGGUCAGGUGGAUGGAGCUGUAGUACAGAGACAGACCAGUGGCCCAUCUCACACAGCUGUCGAAGACUUCUUCAGGUAUGUGCAGUGUGGUGACGAGAAGGCUGUGGAGGCGAUGUUACAGAAGCCAAAGAAGGCAUCGGAGGAGAUCUACCUCAAGCUGUGUCACCCGCUGUGCUCGUGUGAGAAAUGUGAGAAGAAACAAGCGGAGAGCAAAACGGACUACAAUCUCGUUACAGCGUACACACGGGACAACAGGGGAUACACGGCUCUGCACAUUGCUGCUAACUUUGGUCAGGCCAUGUUGAUUGACCUGCUUGUGAAACACGGGGCGGUUGUUGACGCAACAGACUACCUUGGUUUAACACCUCUUCUACUGGCCUGUCAGAGAGGAUUUCAAAGUGUCAUGCUGAUGCUGCUUCACUUUGGCGCCAACGUGACUGCCACAGACAACGAUGGCAACACACCGCUACAUCUGAGUGCAGCAAAUGGCCAUGAAGAUUGUGUUAAAGCUCUUGUGUUCCACGUAAGCAGUUCAAGAAGGAUCGACAUCAACUGUGUCAAUGAUAUUGGAGAUACUGCUCUACACUUCUCAGCUAAAUGGGGAUAUGAGAAUAUCGUCAAGACUUUGCUGGACAGUGGUGCCAAUCCGACCAUCAAAAACCGUAAGAAGCAGACGCCAAUCAGUGUCGCUCAGAACAUCAACAUUCAGAAGCUUCUGGUCGUGGCCUCGGUGGAACAGUUUCAACUAAUCAAUAUACAGGUCGUACCUAAGCCGCCAGCCGACGUGAAGAACCUGCGGAAGAUCAGCAGUGUGCAGCAGUUGGAUGAUGGGAUAGAGGGAGGCACUGUGGUUCACGUGGAGACGGUAAACCUGUCGGCAGAUGACGUCAAGGUGCAGAAAACCAAGGACAAACUCUUCAGGGUCAUUAGAGACGGGGACAUUCAGUUGGUGAAGUACUAUCUUGGUUUCGACAUGGAAGAAGAUGAUGAAGAAACGGAAUCGGUGAACAUGAUAUCUGAAGAUGUGUGUCACCCUCUCUGUCAGUGUCCAAAGUGUGUCAGCGUUCACGAGACUGCGUCUCGAUCAAGCACUGGUCUGACGGUGAACUGUACUACGUCAACAUUCUACACCCCGCUGCAUCUCGCAGUGUUGCACAAACACAUCGACCUGGUGGAACUCUUCUUACAGAAAGGUGCAAAUGUGAACGCCAGGACCCAUAAGAACAUGACUCCACUACACUUAGCCUGCUGUGUUAGGAGUGCUCAGAGCUGUAUUAAGCUGUUAGAGUGUGGAGCGAAGGUGAACAUUCAGGACAUCAGUGGAGACACACCUCUACACAUCUGUAGUGCGAACGGAUUCCUCACCGGAGUCUUCUCCCUUAUAGAGCACAAGGCCCUGGUGAACAUGUUAAACAAACAAGGCAACACCCCGCUGCAUGAGAGUGUACAACGUGGCUACACCAACAUCGUGCAACAUCUUCUACAUUCCGGAGCUCAUCUUGAUGUCAUUAACAAGAAGGGCCAAACACCCACUCAACUUGCAAAGGACGAGAGUGUACACGCACUACUGGAGUCCUACUCCAAGGACAGGGAGUCGCAGCAGAGGAUGUCAAGAACCUUUAGUGAUCCAGUUUCAGUAACAUCCUCUGGUCAUGUCGGAAUCGGAGAACUAUUUUCUGCAUUUGAAGACCACGACCUUGAGAAACUUAAACAGCUGACGGAAGCGAUACGGACGUUCAACCGGCGAGACAGCCUCCGACGGACCGACACGCAGGACUCCAGUGGACCACACAUCGGACCGCUUGCACACAGCUUGUCGAUAAAACAUUUCGACAAAAGCAAACUCAAACAUGUUAAUUCUUUUGAUAAAAGUGGACCUAUGUACAUGUACUCAUUAAGUAAACGAAAUGAGGAGGAUGGUGGCGAUGAUGAUGAUGAUAGAGGUGAUGGAGAUGAUGAUGGUGAUGAUAAUGUUGGUGGUGGUGGUGGUUGUCAUGAUGUUGCAGGAAGUGAAGGUGCUGAAUUAAAGAAUGUCUUAGACAGCGAAGAAAGCAGCAGUGAGAAAUCAUAUGAACGUGAAAAGAUGGAUAUGAAUAGUGGCAGUGUGACUGGUCACAGUCCAACUGAAGGUUUUACGUGUGACACAGAUGGUCUGGAUGUAGCUAAAAAUGAGAAUUCUGUGAUAGAGGACACUGAAAACAGAGAAAUUUCCUCCAAAAUGUCAAAAUAUGAAGCUUCAGAACCAGAGGCAGGUAACUCUGAGAGACAUUCAGAAACGGAGUUGUCUGUUGAUAGAUCUAAAACAACCUCACCUGAAAGUGCCUUUUCCUCACCCAACAGUCUUCCAGUUCGAGAGGAUACUAGAUCCACUGAUAAGAGUGUAGAAGAGGAUGAAUGUGAACCGUCUGAAACUAGGACAGAUAUUGCUGAAAGAAAUCCUAGAAAUCCUACAACAGAGAUGUCUGUUGGUGAAACGUCAAACGAUACAGCAUUACCUGUCUGUACCUCAGUUCCUCACGACUGUAAUUCAGUUCCAAAGAAUAAUGAAUCCACAGAGAAAACAAUAUGUGAAGCAAAGGAUACAGCACCUGAAUCGGAUGAAAGUAGCUCUGAAAGAUGUUCUAAAACAGAGCUGUCUGGUAGCAAUAAAACUGUGAAGACAUUGUUACCUACAAAUGCCUCUUAUACUGAUGGUGAUUCAGUUCCAUCAAGAACGGAGUGCUUGGAUGAGGAAAUCCAUAACGAAAAUUGAAGACAUUUGAACUCACAGGUGAUGCUGUGAGUCUGUAGGUCUGCAUUUAGUAUGUACACAUGUACUUCCAAGAAUUCCAGAAAUCACAAUCAUUAUAUUAUUCUUACCUAGAUCCAUUCAUAUAGAGGCAUGGUUCUAGCUGUGAGGAGAUGUUGAAUAUAUAUAUAUUUUUUUA
Gigantopelta aegis is the source of this 4814-nucleotide messenger RNA. Its product is annotated as ankyrin repeat domain-containing protein 27-like. The transcript has 27 exons. Bases 674 to 4639 code for a protein of 1321 amino acids. Lineage: Eukaryota; Metazoa; Mollusca; Gastropoda; Neomphalida; Peltospiridae. Gene Ontology annotation, biological process: neuron projection morphogenesis; early endosome to late endosome transport. Gene Ontology annotation, molecular function: guanyl-nucleotide exchange factor activity; SNARE binding. The record is from RefSeq and is a predicted model, not a curated record. Gene Ontology annotation, cellular component: neuron projection; tubular endosome; transport vesicle.